Molecule: messenger RNA, 717 nt
Organism: Penicillium diatomitis
Lineage: Eukaryota; Fungi; Ascomycota; Eurotiomycetes; Eurotiales; Aspergillaceae
Exons: 2
Coding region: 1-717 (238 amino acids)
Source: RefSeq, a predicted model, not a curated record
AUGGAGGUGGUCCGUGCACGGCUUUUUUCCCAUACAAAGUGGGCCACCCUCCGGGUCCAGUUACGCAAUUUAAGGGACUUAGUCAAAAUUCGCCCAUUUUCACGUGACCUGGUCCGCACCACCCCCAUCACCCUCCUUCUCACCCCUCCCUCGCCGUCGCCCGCUCGUUCGACGACCGGCAUGUCCUCGCCUCUGCGGCCUGGCGUUCGAGUCUGGGCCGGAGAGCCUCCCAGCCGACGGGGGGGCCGGGAAAUGCGCAUCCCCGGGCGGGUCGCCAACUGGCGAGUCCGGCCAUCUCGACGGAAAGUAGGGACCCAGCGACUGCCAACUGGCGAGUUCGACUGCCCGUCACCACCGCGCCGCCUCCGGGGCUUAGGGGUUGCCCAGCGGCCGAGGGUUGGCCGUGAUCCCUUAGGGCUCGCCGCACACCCCCUAAUCGCGCACCCCGAGGCCUCACGCGGCCCUGACGGUCUCCGUCUGAUGCCCGUCCCCUCUCCGCCGCCCCGCCGCCCACCCACCCACCCCACGCCACCCGCGCCGUCAACUGGCCGGCUUCCUGGCCACCUCUCCCUCACCCACCCCCGCAGGGCAGGCAGGGAUCGGCGUCCCCGGGGGCUCCAGCACCGCUACGACUGGUUGGGUGGGCCACCGGCCGACGUGCGCCUGGGCAUACGAUGGGGGACACCGGGAGGGAACGCCAGCCCCGAGUCGCCGUGA